Messenger RNA from Megalobrama amblycephala (Wuchang bream), 1132 nucleotides. RefSeq lists its product as uncharacterized. Lineage: Eukaryota; Metazoa; Chordata; Actinopteri; Cypriniformes; Xenocyprididae. The record is from RefSeq and is a predicted model, not a curated record. The coding region runs from base 109 to 837 and encodes 242 amino acids. The transcript is spliced from 6 exons.
CUCGUACAUAUAUAAGAUGGACCACAGUACAGAAAAACACUAAAACUAGAAGAACCUCCAACAAGAAUCAUCUCAACAGAACAUCUGCUAAGCUCCGAUCAUAGAGAGAUGAAGAGCGUUCUCUCAGUGAAGAUGUUGGCGGCGUUGGCUCUGGUUCUGCUGGUGUCCAGUGCGGUGGAGGGACGGAUUCUCAGUAAAUGUGAGCUGAAGGCUCAGCUGGACGCUGCUCAGUUUCAGCAGAUUACAGCCAUGGGAGAAAAAAUAACCAUGGACAAUCUCAUCGCUAGACUUGUCUGCAAGGCCAACAGCUCAGCCUUCAACACCAGCUUUGUCAAAGCAAUCAUGGUCAACAAUAAGGAGAUGAAACCAGCUCAAGCCCCACCUCAAGCCCCACCUCAAGCCCCAGCUAAAGCCCCAUCUCGAGUUCCACCUCAAACCCCACCACAAGCCCCACCUCAAGCUCCAUCUAAAAUCCCACCCAAGCCUCAUGCACAGGCCCCCACUAAAGGACCACAGGUGCCCGACCACAAGACCAAGCAUCCAAAGCUGAACGCUACUGCCAAAGUUUCCGGGCAGCUGUACGGUGUGUUUCAGCUCAGUGAUCAGCUGGCCUGUGAUUCUGGCAUGAUGCCGUCGCUCAAUGUCUGCAACAUGAGCUGCUCUGCUCUGAUUGAUGAUGACAUUACCAAUGACAUCGCCUGCCUGAAGACCCUGAUGAACACCAUGAAGCCUAAACCCAUAGAGAAGCCCACUGAUGGUAAUAAGAUUUUGGAGGAGCUGAUGGUGAAGGAGUGUCGCUCUGUUGUUCCCGCAAAGUACUUUGCAGACUGUGCUUAAAACAGACGGGCCAACAGACCCGCUCUAGCUUCCUUACAAACACAACAGUCUGAUGGUUUCCAUACCUCUGAGGUCAAUUUUGUGAAGGUGGCGGUAUCUGUGUGAGUUUAUUAAAUGUCUAAUGACUUUUAAUAGAGAGAGUUUGUGCAUUAAGACACUUUAGUUUAUUGCUGUAAUACUGUGAAUGUUUACAUUUCUGUCUAAAUAUAUAUCACUGUAUAUCGUUGUGCUGCUGCUGAGGGCUUUUAAAUACUGUCAUUUUAUCAUAAACAAUAAAAUAUGCGCUCAAAAUAAA